This is a messenger RNA of Paramisgurnus dabryanus, 1040 nucleotides long. It is a transcript of the gene timmdc1, whose product is annotated as translocase of inner mitochondrial membrane domain containing 1. Gene Ontology annotation, biological process: mitochondrial respiratory chain complex I assembly. The record is from RefSeq and is a predicted model, not a curated record. NCBI's taxonomy places the organism in Eukaryota, Metazoa, Chordata, Actinopteri, Cypriniformes, Cobitidae. Gene Ontology annotation, cellular component: mitochondrion.
GUUAGGAAGUGAACAUUUUGACAUUGUAAUGUCACUGAAGGAGCGCUGAAUGAAAACAGCACCUUGAUGCAUACUGUAAACAGACAGGGAUUAUCAUCCACAUGUGGAGGGACCGAAACGGAGGAGCUCGAGGGCUCACGUUCUGGAUUACUCAGGGGUUUUAGGUUACCUCUUCCCCUUGUACACGCGGCUGAUAACCCGUCCACACAGACAAGCAGCAUCUCUUUACCACAACACAUAGGCAAGCCGGAGUUUCCUGACACAGGAUGGGACAGACUCAAAGAGGUUUUUUGGAGACGUGAAGGUCAGAUGUACUCAGAGGAGAUGAGGAGUAUAGUGAAGAGUGGCAUUGCUGCAGCUAUGGUUGGGAUGGUCUAUGGAGGACUUCCUGGAGCCAGAGAUGCCAGAGAGAGAUUUAUCCAAUUUAGCCAGGCUGAAAUUUACCAAAACAGAGUGGAUGCAGUGCGUUCAGCUCAUAACGCAGCUAUUCGUGGUUUUGUGCGUUUUGGCUGGAGGUGGAGCUGGAGAGUAGCAGCGUUUGUAACUCUGUUUAACACUGUCAGUACUGGACUAACAGUGUACAGAGACAAAAAUGCUUUAAGUCAUUUUGCUGCUGCAGGUGCUGUCACAGGAGGAAUUUUUCGGCUUAAUCUGGGAUUAAGAGGACUUGUGUCCGGUACACUCAUCGGGGCAGGACUGGGGUUGCCAGCUGGACUAUUCAUCAUUGGUCUACAGAAGCUUGGGGGCGAGACCAUGUGUGAGAAGAGGCAUCGAGAAAGAAGAGAGUUACAUGAACUGAGAGUCGCUGAAUGGGCUGCUCGUCUCAAUCUCACAGAUGACCUCAUCGGAGAAAUCAGUGGGAAAAAUCAGGAGGCUGAAAUUGACCUUAAACGAAUUGAGGAGCUGCUUGGUCAACCCAGGAAUGAGAAAGGAGUAAAGGACGCUGACAGCCAAUGACAUCACAUACUUGACAGUAUAAUGGGUCGGGGGGGGUAUUUAUGCCUGAAUGACCAACAUGUAAAUAAAAACCCUUUGCUGAA